GAGGAGGAGCAGGUGCCUUACCCGGCGCUGGCACCCACCGCCUUCUUCUGCCUCAAGCAAACCACCCGCCCGCGCAGCUGGUGCCUCAGGCUGGUCUGUAACCCCUGGUUCGAGCACGUCAGCAUGCUGGUCAUCCUCCUGAAUUGUGUCACCCUGGGCAUGUUCCAGCCCUGCGAGGACGUGGAGUGCCAGUCGGAGCGGUGCACCAUCCUGGAGGCAUUUGACGACUUCAUUUUCGCUUUCUUUGCGGUGGAGAUGGUCAUCAAGAUGGUGGCUCUGGGGAUCUUCGGGCAGAAGUGUUACCUUGGAGAUACGUGGAAUCGCCUGGACUUCUUCAUCGUGAUGGCGGGCAUGAUGGAGUAUUCUCUGGAUGGACACAACGUCAGCUUGUCUGCGAUCCGCACUGUGCGGGUACUUCGGCCACUACGAGCCAUUAACAGGGUCCCAAGUAUGCGAAUACUCGUCACCCUGCUGUUAGAUACUCUGCCUAUGUUAGGCAACGUCCUCCUCUUGUGCUUCUUUGUCUUCUUCAUCUUUGGGAUUGUCGGUGUGCAGCUCUGGGCAGGGCUGCUGAGAAACAGGUGUUUCCUAGACAGGAAUUUUGCAAUGACAUACAACCUUACCUUCCUGCAUCCGUACUACCGGACAGACGAAGCAGAGGAGAAUCCAUUCAUCUGCUCAUCACAUCGUGAAAACGGCAUGCAGAAAUGCUCCAACAUCCCAAACAGGAAGGAGUACAAGGUGGAGUGCACCUUGAGCAUGGACUCCUACACUCCAAGUUUAUACAACCCUGACUUCAGCAGCAGGAAUGCCUGCAUAAACUGGAACCAGUAUUACAACGUAUGCAUGGCAGGGGACGUAAACCCACACAACGGAGCUAUCAAUUUUGAUAAUAUUGGAUAUGCCUGGAUAGCUAUUUUUCAGGUUAUAACCCUGGAAGGAUGGGUUGACAUCAUGUAUUAUGUGAUGGAUGCACAUUCUUUUUACAAUUUUAUAUAUUUUAUAUUGCUUAUAAUAGUUGGUUCCUUCUUCAUGAUUAAUUUGUGCCUGGUUGUGAUAGCAACACAGUUUUCUGAAACGAAGCAGCGGGAGAACCAGCUGAUGCAGGAGCAGCGGGCCCGUUAUCUCUCCAACGACAGCACAAUUGCCAGCUUCUCAGAGCCAGGUAGCUGCUAUGAGGAGCUGCUCAAGUACAUAUGCCACAUCUUCAGGAAGGUGAAACGGCGGACAAUACGCCUGUACAAUAACUGGCAGAGUAAGCGCCGGAAAAAAGUUAACCCAAACAGCACCACAAAUGGGCAAAGCCACCGAGGCAAAAAGCACAUCACCUCCAUACACCACCUCAUCCACCAUCACCAUCACCACCACCACCAUCACUAUCAUAUCAGCAAUGGAAGCCCUCGGGGGCCACGCUCCAACCCUGAGAUCUGUGACCUGGAACUCAAGGUCAUGAAACCUGGAGGCCAAUUGAUGCUUCCUUCUCCAUCACCCAAGUUGCAGAGCCCUGCUCCUCCUCCAGAUUCGGAGUCUGUGCACAGCAUUUACCAUGCAGACUGCCAUGUUGAAGGACCACAAGUGAACUGUAAGUCUUCCAAUGCCCCUGCAAGCAUUAAAUUGACUGCUGGACUCUCCAACCAUGGCAACAUGAACUAUCCUACCAUCCUGCCUUCUCCAACUAGCAAACCCAGUUCUGUUCCGGUUCCCAAAGGAAAGAAGAAUGGCAAUUCACCUGUGGCUGUGGUUAAUAGCCCUGUAAAUUUGGGCACGGAUUCUUAUGGGAAGCUGCAGCAACUGGUAGGAGAACAUGGUCUCCGGCGGACGCCCAGCCGGCUGUCGGGGCUGAGCGCAGCCUGCCCGCUGCCCAGCCCGCCAGGCGGCACGCUGACCUGUGAGCUGCAGGACUGUCCCUUCUGCGCCAGCCUCCUGGAGGACCCCGAGUUCGCCUUCAGCGAGUCCGAUAGCUGCGACUCCGACAGCAAUGGUGUCUACGAGUUCACCCAGGACCUGCGGCAUGGCGACCACAGAGACCAGCUCCAGCAGCAGCGGGGCAGGAGGAGGAGGAAGAAGAAAAAACCCAAGGAGAAGAACAAGGUCACCCGCCUGUGGAAAGCUUUCGGCAGCAAGCUGAAGAGGAUUGUGGAGAGCAAGUACUUCAACCGGGGGAUUAUGAUAGCCAUUCUUAUCAACACACUGAGCAUGGGCAUCGAGUACCACGAGCAGCCAGAUGAGUUGACCAACGCUUUGGAGAUCAGUAACAUCGUCUUCACAAGCAUGUUUGCCCUGGAGAUGCUCCUGAAACUCCUUGCCUUUGGGAUCUUUGGCUACAUCAAGAACCCGUACAACAUCUUUGACGGGAUCAUAGUUGUCAUCAGCGUCUGGGAGAUCAUCGGCCAGUCGGACGGAGGCCUCUCUGUGCUACGAACUUUUCGGCUGCUCCGGGUGCUGAAACUGGUGCGUUUCAUGCCUGCCCUCCGUCGCCAGCUGGUGGUCCUGAUGAAGACAAUGGACAACGUAGCCACCUUCUGCAUGUUGCUCAUGCUCUUCAUCUUUAUCUUCAGCAUUCUUGGCAUGCAUCUUUUUGGAUGCAAGUUCAGCCUGAAAACUGAUACAGGAGACACAGUUCCAGAUAGAAAGAAUUUUGAUUCCUUACUUUGGGCCAUUGUGACUGUAUUUCAGAUCCUCACUCAAGAGGACUGGAACGUGGUCCUGUACAAUGGGAUGGCAUCUACAUCCUCAUGGGCAGCACUCUACUUUGUGGCCCUGAUGACCUUCGGCAACUACGUGCUCUUCAACCUUCUUGUUGCCAUUCUGGUAGAAGGCUUCCAGGCAGAGGGUGAUGCCAAUAGGUCAGACACAGAUGAGGACAAGACAUCUGCCAACUUCGAUGAUGAUUUUGAGAAGCUAAAAGACCUCAGAGCAACAGAGAUGAAGAUGUACUCACUUGCCGUCACCCCAAAUGGACACCUGGAGGGCAGGGGAAGCAUGCCACCUCCUAUAAUCAUGCGCACUGCUGCCACACCAAUGCCUACACCGAAGUGUUCCCCACACAUGGAUUCAGUGCACACUUUUGUGGACUCAAGGAGAGGGAGUAACGCUUCGCUAGACCCUUUGAGCUACGAUCAGAAGUCCUUGUCCAGCCUCCGCAGUUCCCCUUGCGCCAACUGGGGCACCAGCAGCAACUGGGGAAGCCGACGCUCAAGCUGGAAUAGCCUGGGCAGAGCCCCGAGCCUCAAGAAGAAGAACCAGUCAGGAGAAAGAGAGUCCUUGCUCUCCGGGGAGGGGAAAGGAAGCACAGAUGAUGACUCCGAUGACGCCAAGUCCAGCACGGUCAGCAGGCCCUCGUUGCACCACCGGGCAGAGUCCCUGGACUACCGCAGCUCCCUGGACCUGCCUGAGCUGCUCCAGUUGCCCACCAUGUGCCACUCGCUCAGUAUCAGCCCCAUGGCCGUUCUGCCAGCCGAGUACCAAGAUUGCAAUGGCAAGAUGGUUCAUGUCCCCAGCGAGUUCUUCCUGCGUGUCGAUGGCCACAAGGAGGAUGCCAUGGACUAUGAGGAUGACAUGGAGGAUAGUUACUGUUACCGAAUUCGUAAAGUCCUGGAGCCCUACAAACCACAGUGGUGCAAGAGUCAUGAAGACUGGUCCCUCUACUUGUUUUCUCCACAGAAUCGGUUCCGAGUGAUGUGCCAGAAGGUCAUUGCCCACAAAAUGUUUGAUCAUGUGGUGCUGGUCUUCAUAUUUCUCAACUGCAUCACUAUAGCACUGGAGCGACCAGACAUAGACCCACACAGCAUGGAAAGGAUAUUCCUAAGUGUUUCUAAUUACAUCUUCACUGCAAUCUUUGUGGCUGAAAUGAUGGUUAAGGUGGUAGCUCUUGGCUUUUUCUCUGGGAAGAACACGUAUCUGCAGAGCAGCUGGAACGUCCUGGAUGGAGUCCUGGUCUUUGUGUCUAUCAUUGACAUUAUUGUCUCCAUGGCAUCAGCAGGCGGAGCUAAGAUCCUGGGUGUCCUUCGUGUUUUGAGACUUCUGCGGACCUUGAGACCUCUCCGAGUCAUCAGCAGAGCCCCAGGUCUGAAGCUGGUGGUAGAAACCUUGAUCUCCUCCUUGAGGCCUAUUGGGAAUAUUGUUCUCAUCUGCUGUGCUUUCUUCAUUAUCUUUGGGAUUUUAGGGGUCCAGCUUUUUAAAGGCAAGUUCUACUACUGUGAUGGUCAUGAUGUAAAAAACAUCACUACGAAGACUGACUGCACUAACGCACGCUACAAAUGGGUUCGGCGGAAGUACAAUUUUGACAAUUUGGGACAGGCACUCAUGUCCUUGUUUGUCCUCUCCUCCAAAGAUGGCUGGGUAAACAUCAUGUAUGAUGGUUUGGAUGCCGUGGGUAUUGACCAACAGCCCAUCCAGAACCAUAACCCUUGGAUGCUUCUCUACUUCAUUUCCUUCCUGCUCAUCGUCAGCUUCUUCGUGCUCAACAUGUUUGUGGGGGUGGUGGUGGAGAACUUUCACAAGUGCCGACAGCACCAGGAGGCGGAGGAGGCCCGGCGUCGGGAGGAGAAGCGGCUGAGACGCUUGGAGAAAAAGCGCAGGAGUAAGGAGAUAUACCUGUCUGAAGCCCAACGCAGGCCUUACUAUGCUGACUAUUCCCCAGCACGGAAGUACAUUCACACCCUCUGCACCAGCCACUAUCUCGACCUCUUCAUCACAUUCAUCAUUGGGGUCAAUGUCAUCACUAUGUCAAUGGAGCACUACAACCAGCCAAAGUCCCUGGAUGAGGCCCUGAAGUACUGCAACUAUGUGUUCACCAUAGUUUUUGUGUUCGAGGCAGUUCUGAAGUUGGUGGCAUUUGGUUUUCGAAGGUUCUUUAAGGACAGGUGGAAUCAGCUGGAUUUGGCCAUAGUUCUCUUAUCAAUUGUGGGAAUCACACUGGAGGAAAUUGAGAUGAAUGCCGCAUUGCCCAUCAAUCCCACAAUAAUACGCAUCAUGAGGGUCCUGAGAAUAGCAAGAGUGCUGAAACUGCUUAAAAUGGCCACUGGGAUGCGAGCUCUUCUGGACACGGUGGUACAAGCGCUUCCCCAGGUAGGGAACCUUGGCCUACUUUUUAUGCUCCUGUUUUUUAUCUAUGCUGCCCUGGGAGUGGAAUUGUUUGGCAAGCUAGACUGCAGUGAAGAAAAUCCUUGUGAAGGUCUGAGCCGGCACGCAACUUUCACCAACUUCGGCAUGGCCUUUCUCACCCUCUUUAGGGUGUCAACGGGGGACAACUGGAAUGGUAUCAUGAAGGACACUCUCCGGGAAUGCACUCGGGAAGACAAGCACUGCCUCAGUUACCUGCCUGUUAUCUCCCCUGUCUACUUCGUCACCUUCGUCCUCAUUGCACAGUUCGUCCUAGUCAAUGUAGUGGUGGCAGUGCUGAUGAAGCACUUGGAGGAGAGCAACAAGGAGGCCAAGGAGGAUGCUGAGAUGGAUGCUGAGAUCGAGUUGGAGAUGUCCAGAGGAGCAACCACCUCAGCCACCAGGCUCCCCCUCCCCUAUGAGAGACCUGGGCCACAGGACUCUCAAAACCUGCUGACGGUCCGCAAGAUCUCUGUUUCCCGUAUGCACUCCUUGCCGAACGACAGCUACAUGUUCCGGCCGGUGAUGCCAGCGAAAGCCCCUUUCCCCCUCCAUGAAGUGGAGAUGGAAACGUAUCCCUGCAAAUCCCAAAGAGGGUCCAUCACCUCCGUCUGCUCCCAGCCCGUGGGAACAUGUUCCUCCCUGAGAGUCCCAACGGAGUCGCUCCAGCUGGCAGUCCGUUCUCCCAAUCGCGAAGGCCGCCACCGCUGGAAGAUCCUUCCCCCCCACAUCACAGCUCGAUCUCCUACUCUCAACAAGCUGCUGUGCAGACAGGAGGCCAUUCGAACAGAUUCCGUGGAUGGGCAGACUCUGGACCGCAAGGACAGCCUGCAAGCAGAGCCUGGAGAGAUGCUACCAUCAGCAAAGCAGCCCCAGAGCACCCUCACCCCCAGCCCGCUCCAUCCCACGGCUGCCUCCCUCCCGGGCACCCCUCCGUGCUCCUCCCCGUCCUCCCCACAUCAGCACCCCAGCACACUCACACGGAAGCACACCUGCGGCCAGCACAGCGUCCCCAGCUGUCCCCCCAGCCCCGGCAGCAGCCCUCCCAACCCUGAGGGCUGCCUCUUCGAGUCCUCUGAUCUGGCUGACGAGGAGGUUCGCCACAUCAACAGCUCGGCCAAAGACUGGGGAGGGGAGCACUCGGACGCUGGGAGCCGCUCGACUUCGCCGUUCAUUUCCCCAGCCCCGUCUCCAGUGCCCCUCAAGAACUGCAGCACAACCAGCCUCUCCAGGGGCAGCAGCAAGGAGAAGGACUUGAAGAAGUUUUACAGCAUCGAUACGAAGGGCUUCCUCAACAAGCCCAGCUGGGCAGACGACCAAAGGCGGCACUCCAUCGAGAUCUGCCCCUCCAUCAGCGAUGGGGACUGUAGCUUUGAGGACCUUGCUGAGGAAAAGCAGCGGUCCCCUGCCCAUAUCCAGAUGGAGUCCGAGUAUAUCCACGGAGCCCGGAGGAAGAAGAAGAUGAGCCCGCCCUGCAUUUCUAUAGAUCCUCCCAUGGAGGACGACAGCGGGGCGGCCUCACGCACCAAACCCUCUGAGAACAGCAUGCUGCGGCGAAGGACCCCAUCCUGCGAGUUCCCGGCUUACAGAGAGUCCCUGGAGCUCGUGGAGAGCCAGCCCGGGGAGCUGGCCUCCAAAGCGGAACGCCGGGGCCAGCCCCUGUGCCGUGGGGAGCACCUGACCAUCCCCAACUUCUCCUUCGAGCAGUCGGAUGGCAGCUCCUUGAGCAGCCUCUCGGAUCUCCUCCUGGACAGCGGUCAGUCCACGCCGGCCUCCGUGGACUCCCGGCCGGACCCCGCCACCUCUGAACUGAAAAAGCCGGAUCACUUAAAAACUCAGUGGAGCAACGCCGAGAAAAGCAGAGAGCUCCUGGGCAUUGCUAAGAGCCCCCUCCGGAAGCAGGACUUGGUCCCGGUGACUGUUUCGACAGAAGAAGACAUAGAUGACCCAGUAUAG
Molecule: messenger RNA, 7059 nt
Organism: Nipponia nippon (crested ibis)
Lineage: Eukaryota; Metazoa; Chordata; Aves; Pelecaniformes; Threskiornithidae
Source: RefSeq, a predicted model, not a curated record